AUUUUCGAGAUUUCACCCCCUCUCCCGCGGCGACCACGACCCACCCACCGUAUCAUCAAUCAGCCUGCCGCUGAUUGACCACCGCCGACAUGGCGAUGCCAUCGAUCUCAACGAUAUUGGGCGUGGUGUUUCUAGCCUACAUCGCUCAUUCCAUCUACCAGAUGUCGCAGCUCUUCACGAAGCUGAGCUGCACGGCCCAGCCGUGCUACACGUCCUUCCUGGCGGAGAAGCCACGCAUGCAGCUGGCGCUCUUCACGUCGCGCACACCGCAGCCGAUUGCCAGCGAGGUGCAGGACAUCUACAAGGCGAAGCGCUUCGACUACAGCCGCCCCUUCGAGCACGACUUCGAGGUGGAGGUGCCGCUGCGGACGCGCCGCAACGGCUCGCUCUACAUGCACGUCGUCCUGGCACUCGAGGGCGAGCCGCUCGAGUGGCGCAGCCUUCGCCGCGACGGUCCCACCGUUCUGCACACGCUCAGUCUCACCGACUACAUGGUGCCCCGUGCCGAGGCAUUUAAUCUGCUCAGCGAGGCGGCAGACAAGCCUCCGACCAAAUCGGUGCAGGGCAAGGCACCCAAAGGCAAGCAGGGAGCAGCCGCCGCACGACCCAGCACCCACAUGCGCUCCAAUGUGUAUGUGACACUGCUGACGGAUCUGUUCUCGGUGUCGCAGGCUGAUGUGCCGCCGGAGAUGGCCCCACUGAUACGCGUCAAUCGCAAUCAGCAGAUCCUGCCCAUACUGCAGACGGACACGUUCAACACACGCAUGAAGGACCUGGUGGCCAUCACACGCAACACCACCGAAUUCACAUUCAGCUUCCACUACAAGCCCGUGGGCGUGGGCAAGCUCCGACUGAUGCUGCUCAUGGAGCAUGCCACACAGGCGCUGCUCACGAUCGGCUUUGCCACCAAGGACAUUGACGAGGUCAAGGGCAUAUUCUCCGACACGAAUGUGUAUCUGCUCUGCGGCACCAUCUUUGUGUCCAGCAUUCAUAUGCUCUUCGAUUUCCUGAGCUUCAAGAACGAUGUCUCCUUUUGGCGACAGAAGCAAUCCUACGAGGGCUUGUCCACCCGCACCACCCUGUGGCGUGCCUUCUCGCAGUUUGUGAUCUUUCUGUAUCUGCUGGACGAGAACACGUCCUAUCUGGUGAUUGUGCCCGUCGGCCUGGGCACCCUCAUCGAGCUGUGGAAGUGCAAGAAGAUAUUGCGCCUCGAGCUGAGCUUCAGCGGCCUUGUGCGCCGCAAGCUGGAGCAGCAGACGGACGAGCAGCCCAAUGGCCAACUGGCCGAACAGCAAACGGAUCAGUUCGAUCGCCAGGGCAUGCGGUAUCUCAGCUAUCUGCUCUAUCCGCUGUGCCUGGGCGGGGCGGUCUACUCGCUGCUGUACCAGCCGCAUCGCUCGUGGUACUCCUGGACCCUCAACUCCAUGGUCAACGGCGUGUAUGCCUUUGGGUUCCUGUUUAUGCUGCCCCAGCUGUUUGUCAACUACAAGCUCAAGUCGGUGGCCGCCCUGCCCUGGCGUGCCUUCAUGUACAAGGCCUUCAACACGUUCAUCGAUGACUUCUUUGCGUUCAUCAUCACAAUGCCAACGGCUCAUCGUGUGGCCUGCCUGCGCGACGACAUUGUCUUCCUCAUAUACUUGUACCAGCGCUGGCUCUAUCCCGUGGACAAGAAUCGCGUGGACACGGGCCUGGCCAUCACAGAAACGGCACCGGAAGCACAGGCACUGGCAACAGCCGGAACAGCCACUGAGGCUGCCAGCCGCAAGAAGCGUAACUAGAAACGCAUAAUGCAUGGAGCCAGUAGAUUGCACAUUCCAUUCCAUUCCGUCUAUAGCCCAAGUGCGUGGUCAAUUUUAGCCCCUAGAUUUGAUAAGAACAAAAGUCCUCAAGGAACUCCUUCAACUAGAAUUUUGUAGCAACAAAAACAA
This is a messenger RNA of Drosophila subobscura, 1928 nucleotides long. Its product is annotated as cleft lip and palate transmembrane protein 1-like protein. The record is from RefSeq and is a predicted model, not a curated record. The transcript has 2 exons. NCBI's taxonomy places the organism in Eukaryota, Metazoa, Arthropoda, Insecta, Diptera, Drosophilidae. Bases 90 to 1778 code for a protein of 562 amino acids. Gene Ontology annotation, cellular component: membrane; endomembrane system.